CUUUUUACGCGCGCGAAUUUCUGCGGGAGGUGCGCUAGAUGUGCCUGUGGAUGCGGUGCUGGGGAAGAACUCAAUGUUGUAAAGUGUUCACGGUGGUUGUGUUACAUUUAUAGCUGCACCUCACUCAAAGCUACUGGUCAAAGCAGUUGUCUCAACACAUCCUGCCCUGCGAAGUUAACAGGUUUUGUCUCAGUGUAAAAACUGCCAUGGCACCUGUGAGUGGCGCCUACAAUCCAGAAUUUCUGGAUGAUUUCUUGCCGUUAUACUAUGGAAAAUUGUUUCCCAUUGACACGUUUUACAAGUGGAUAACCUACGCUGACAAGUCAAGGGGUGCAAACCGCGAAAUAUCCUUCACUUUGAGAGACGAUGUUUACAUCAGGUUUCAGUCCUUUUCAAGCAUGCAAGAACUGCAAAGGGCAUUGAAGGAUAAACGCCCGCACAAGAUUGAUAUUGGCGCUGUCUACAAUUACAAUCCGAAGAACCACCACGAACCUUCGUUUGGACCUGUUGAAAGGGAACUAGUGUUUGACAUCGAUAUGACAGAUUACGACGACGUGCGAACGUGCUGCCAAGGGGCCGAAAUAUGCAAAAGUUGCUGGGCCUUCAUGACUUUAGCCAUGCAGAUUUUGGACAGGGUAUUGAGAGAGGAUUUUGGUUUCAAGCACAUUUUGUGGGUCUACUCGGGGCGCCGUGGAGUGCAUUGCUGGGUGUGUGAUGCAAGAGCAAGGAGACUUCGAGCGGCAGCACGGGCAGCCAUUGCCAACUAUAUCAGUCUCUUAAAGUCACAAGCUCAGAACUCCAAGAAAGUAUCUUUGUUCAAAAGUAUGCAUCCAAGUGUGAGGGAAACAUUAAAGAUUGUAAAGGACUACUUUCCAGUGAUUGCCCUCCAGAACCAAAAGUUGCUUGAGGCUGACAAGUUUUGGCAUGAUCUGGUUAGCGCCUCCUCUGAUAGCUCUUUUAAGGAAGACAUCGAAAAGAGUGUUUUGUCGCAAACAUCAUCUGAGAAGCGCUGGGAAGCUUUUGUUGCUGUGGUUGAAAAAGCGCAGCAAAAGAGUGCUAAGUAUCAGUUUAUUUUGGAAGAAGUAAUGCUUGAACUAUGCUACCCAAGACUUGAUGUGGCUGUUACAAAAGGCACUCAACAUCUGUUGAAAGCACCAUUCUCUGUGCAUCCUAAGACUGGUCGAAUUUGUGUGCCCAUAGACAUCACAAAUGUCACUGCAUUUGACCCUUUUGCGGUGCCGACUGUCAGCCAACUGUCCAAUGAGAUUGAUGAGUAUGACGCCCAGCACAAAGCCGUAGAUGUUGGCAAUUCAACUGUUCAAGAAUACAAGAAGACAGGCCUUGCAUCUAGCGUUUCAUUGUUUCAAGGCUUUGUGGACAAGGUUUGUCUCGCAGAAGCAGAUGUAGUCAUUAAGAAAAUAGAUCAGUCAAUGGAGUUCUGAAGCCUUCCAGAAUGAAAUGCUUUGUUAACUUAAAGCUUGCUAAUUAUUUUGUCCUCUGCAUUAAACCAGUGAUACAAAA
Messenger RNA from Dermacentor silvarum, 1521 nucleotides. It is a transcript of the gene DNApol-alpha50, whose product is annotated as DNA primase small subunit-like. Bases 207 to 1442 code for a protein of 411 amino acids. NCBI's taxonomy places the organism in Eukaryota, Metazoa, Arthropoda, Arachnida, Ixodida, Ixodidae. The record is from RefSeq and is a predicted model, not a curated record. The transcript has 10 exons. Gene Ontology annotation, biological process: DNA replication, synthesis of primer. Gene Ontology annotation, cellular component: alpha DNA polymerase:primase complex.